UAGUUUUAGAAGCAUUAAUAUUAAAUCUAACUGAUAUAACUAAACUAAUAAUUGUCCAGCUGAGGAUCAUAACAAAAGCUGAGCUGGUGAGAGUUAUGAGGUUAAAUGGGCGUCAUUUCACACUUAUUCAACUUCCUGUUUUAAAUAAAACUUCAGCCAUCUUGAUGUUUGUUACAAUGGCAGUAGAUCAUCUGCUUGCAUCCUUCAUUCUUCUCCUCAUCUGUACCACAGGGUUCAGUGCUGAGAUCUCUGUGUUUGUGAAGAUGGGAGAUUCUGUUCAACUGGAUAUACAGACACAGAAACUACCAGAGUUUGAUCUUUUAUCUUGGACAAAUGAUAAAUCAGAGAAUAUAGUUAAAUAUAUAUGUGGAACUAAAGAAGUAAAACUUCACUCCUCCUACAAGGACAGAGUAUAUUUCAAUGAUGAAAGCUUCUCUCUCACACUGAAGAACAUGCAGAAGACAGACAGUGGACUCUACACAGCAAGAACUAGUGGAGAAUCAGAGGAAAAUAUUGUUAUAUACAGAGUAUCUGUUAUAGACACUGUGGAGGCUCCUGUUCUGACUGUAAACUCACACUGGUCCAGUGAUUCCUGUGUUAUUUUUAGUUUUACCUGUAGAAGUCAUAACCUCACACUCAGCUCCAUGUUUCAACAUGGCAGCUGCUCUCCAGAGGAAGUGAUAUCACAUGAGAACUACAAUCUCACCCUGAACUGCAGUGAGGAAUCCAUCAUCUGUAACCAUAGCAACACUGUCAGCUGGAAGGAAGACAGAAUACAUGUACAACUCUGUAGAGAUACUGAAAGACCACAAAUCAAAACAUCUCCUAUGCCGUUGAUUGGUCUUAUUCUGUUUGGUGUUGUGGGAGUGAUAGUGAUGGUGUUUUCUGGUUUGCUCCUUUACUGUUGCUGCAAGAAUAAUAAAGGUGUCAAACAGAGUGACGAUACAGACUACGAUGAUGUUGAGACUCUGACGCAGAAGAUGACAGGUGACACCUGGACCACCAUCACCUACCAUACAAUUGCAUGACUCUGGUGGAAGUGUACAGGAUAUCUUAUACUGUUGUAAGUCCAGUACUUCAGUACGUUUCUGCAGAUAUAAUGAACGGGACGGGUGUUUGCUUUCCUCAUGUCACUUUAAUAUAUCUCAUGUACUCUAAUCAUACUGUUUAUUGUUUUUUUUUUUUUUUACGCGGUUUGAAUUUCUGCUAUUUUUACAAUGAUGUUUUGAAUGGCUGCCAUUGGUGGUGAAAAUGCUUUUUGCAGUCGGAUGGUGUAGUUUUAACUUCUACCAGCAGAGGCUCAGGGCCAUUAACCAGAAAAACUGUGCCGAUGUUAGUUUGACUUUACAAAUGUCAAUGCCAAUCUCAUUUCUAUGUAAACCUGAGUGGCUUGUAUUAAAAAUGUGGUUCAACAUUAAUGUACAGUUACUCUUUUAAAAUAGUGUAUUGUUGGAUGCUGGAAUGUUUUCUGUGACUGGUCCAAACCAAUGUUUGUUUUCAGUUUUCAUACUCUAGUCUCAUUUGCAGGUUAUUAAAAUGCUGUAACUUUC
Messenger RNA from Pimephales promelas (fathead minnow), 1550 nucleotides. NCBI's taxonomy places the organism in Eukaryota, Metazoa, Chordata, Actinopteri, Cypriniformes, Leuciscidae. The record is from RefSeq and is a predicted model, not a curated record.